This is a messenger RNA of Camelina sativa (false flax), 1434 nucleotides long. The record is from RefSeq and is a predicted model, not a curated record. Lineage: Eukaryota; Viridiplantae; Streptophyta; Magnoliopsida; Brassicales; Brassicaceae.
CCUUAGUAUAUUUUCAUGGUAUCAGAGCCAUUGUAACCUUCACAGGUUCUUCAAUGGCGACUGCAUAUCCUUUCCCUGAUAACAUCCAUGUCACCAGUACAGUUACAAUCAAGCUAAACAACACCAACUAUCUUUUGUGGAAAACUCAGUUUGAGUCUCUCCUAUCUUGUCAAAAGCUCAUUGGGUUCGUUAAUGGUGCCAUCACAGCUCCCCCGCGUACCGUCUCGUCAACAACCAGCAACACUGUCACAGAGACUCCCAACGCACUGUAUGAGUCUUGGUUCUGCACAGAUCAGCUUAUCCGCUCCUGGCUCUUUGGUACCUUGUCAGAAGAAGUGCUCGGGUAUGUUCACAACCUCACCACAUCUAGAGAUAUUUGGCUGUCGUUAGCUGAGAACUUCAAUAAGAGUAGCAUAGCUAGAGAAUUUACUCUUCGCCGUAGCUUGUGGGUUCUAGAAAAAAAAGACAUGACUUUUGCGGCUUACUGCAGAGAGUUUAUAGCUAUUUGUGAUGCUUUGAGUUCUAUUGGCAAACCUAUCGAUGAGUCCUUGAAGAUAUUUGGUUUUUUGAAUGGUUUGGGACGAGACUACGACCCUAUCACAACUGUUGUUCAAAGUUCUCUGAGCAAGGCGUCUCCUCCUAGUUUUGGUGAUGCUGUAUCUGAAGUUGAAAACUUCGAUACAAAGCUUCGGUCAUACAGUGCUCCUGAGUCUGUUACACCACAUCUUGCCUUUCAAGCUCAACAAACUGGAUACGGGAAUGCAUCACGAGGUGGAUAUCGUGGUCGGGGAAGGUCUUCAGGACAAAACAGAGGACGUGGUGGUUAUUCGUCCAGAGGCAGAGGCUUCUCUCAACAUCAAUCCAACCCUAGAGCCUCCGGAGAGAGACCUAUCUGUCAGAUUUGCGGACGUAUUGGUCAUCUUGCGUCUGACUGCUGGAACAGAUUUGAUGAGAACUAUCAACGGCCUGAUAUUGCUCAAGUGUUCUCUUCUCUGCAAGUCUCAGAUGGUAACGAAUGGAUCACAGAUUCGGGUGCUACCGCUCACGUUACUCCUUCUGCUGGAAACCUGCAAUCUGCGACAACUUACACAGGGAAUGACACGGUUCAGGUCGGUGAUGGAGCCUAUCUCCCUAUAACUCAUGUCGGAUCCACCACUAUCUCUUCCUCGGCAGAAGGUGGUGGCAAAGGGUCCUCGAAGUAGUGGUUUUUAUUUGUUGGAGAAUCAAGAAUUUGUAGCUCUCUUCUCUAAUCGCCAAUGUGCAGCUCCUGAAGACACUUGGCAUCAUAGACUUGGGCACUCAAACUCUCAAGUUCUCCAACAAUUAAAGAACAGCAAGGAAAUCAGUUUGAAUAAGAGCAGCACUACCUCCAUUUGUAAGCCUUGCCAGAUGGGGAAGAACAGUAGACUUCAAUUUUUUUCUUCAGAUUCUCGA